GACAUGUAACGGGUACUUGACGAUGUACCAUCUCUAGCUGCCAUAGUUAGUCAAAACAUUAAAGUCGCAUUUUUACCUGGUUGAAAAAUGUUGAUUUAAGUACUUAAAACACAGCGGAGCAACGUGUUAAGAACGGAAAGAGAGAACCGAAACCAGCGAGAGAUCAUCCCCAGACCAGACCCACCUGCAGUUCCACAACCACUCGCUCGAAACGCCUGAACCCCAGAAGGUAAUCCCCCCGAGAAAUGGAUCGCAAGGCUGAGCUGGAACGCAAGAAGGCCAAGUUGGCCGCUCUGCGCGAGGAGAAGGAUCGCCGUCGACGCGAGAAGGAGAUCAAGGAUAUGGAGGAGGCAGCCGGUCGCAUUGGUGGCGGUGCAGGCAUCGAUAAGGAUCAACGCAAGGAUCUCGAUGAAAUGCUGUCAUCCCUGGGCGUGGCUCCCGUUUCCGAGGUCCUGUCGUCACUCUCUUCGGUGAAUUCGAUGACCUCCGACAACUCCAAUACACAGACUCCCGAUGCCAGCCUCCAAGCCACCGUAAAUGGCCAAAGCGGCGGAAAGAAACAGCCCUUGAACCUGAGCGUCUACAAUGUGCAGUCGACGAGCAUUCCGCCAAAGGAGACGCUGGUCUACACGAAACAAACCCAGACGACGAGCACUGGCGGCGGCAACGGCGAUGUUCUUUCUUGCCACUCCUCGCCUCUGUCAGGAUAUAUGGAGGACUGGUGGCGUCCACGUAAAGCUCAUGCUACGGAUUAUUAUGAUGAAUACAAUCUUAAUCCGGGUUUAGAGUGGGAGGAUGAAUUCACAGUGCUUGCAUUUGAUGCCCAAGGAGACGACGAAGAGAGCUCACUGCAGAAUCUGGACAACGGGUUCACCUCGAAGCUGCCGCCAGGAUAUCUCACCCACGGCCUGCCCACCGUCAAGGAUGUCGCCCCGGCCAUCACGCCCCUCGAGAUCAAGAAAGAGACCGAAGUGAAGAAAGAGGUCAACGAACUGUCGGAGGAGCAGAAGCAGAUGAUCAUCCUGUCGGAGGACUUCCAGCGGUUCGUGGUGCGCGCCGGCCGCGUCAUCGAGCGUGCGCUCUCCGAGAACGUGGACAUCUACACGGACUACAUUGGUGGCGGCGACAGCGAGGAGGCGAACGACGAGCGAUCCCACGCCCGACUCUCGCUCAAUCGGGUGUUCUACGACGAGCGCUGGUCGAAGAACCGCUGCAUCACCAGCAUGGACUGGUCCACCUACUUCCCGGAACUCGUGGUGGCCUCCUAUCACAACAAUGAGGACAGUCCAAACGAACCGGAUGGCGUGGUGAUGGUGUGGAACACCAAGUUCAAGAAGACCACGCCCGAGGACGUCUUCCACUGUCAGAGCGCCGUGAUGUCCACGUGCUUUGCCAAAUUCAAUCCGAAUCUGAUCCUCGGCGGCACCUAUUCGGGCCAAAUUGUGCUGUGGGACAAUCGCGUCCAGAAGCGCACGCCCAUCCAGCGCACACCGCUCAGCGCUGCGGCGCACACGCAUCCCGUCUACUGCCUCCAGAUGGUGGGCACCCAGAAUGCGCACAACGUUAUCUCGAUUUCGUCGGACGGAAAGCUGUGCUCGUGGUCGCUGGACAUGCUGUCGCAGCCGCAGGACACGCUGGAGCUGCAGCAGCGCCAGUCGAAGGCCAUUGCCAUUACCUCGAUGGCCUUCCCGGCCAACGAGAUCAACAGCUUGGUGAUGGGCAGCGAAGAUGGCUACGUCUACUCAGCAUCGCGUCACGGCCUUCGCUCCGGCGUAAAUGAGGUCUACGAAAGGCAUUUGGGACCCAUCACCGGCAUAUCCACGCACUACAACCAACUGUCGCCGGACUUUGGCCACCUCUUCCUCACCUCGUCGAUCGACUGGACCAUCAAACUGUGGUCGCUCAAGGACACAAAGCCACUUUACUCGUUUGAGGACAACUCUGACUACGUGAUGGAUGUCGCCUGGUCGCCGGUGCAUCCGGCGCUCUUUGCCGCCGUCGAUGGCAGCGGUCGGCUGGACCUGUGGAACCUCAACCAGGACACGGAGGUGCCAACGGCCUCGAUCGUUGUGGCAGGAGCACCGGCUUUGAAUCGCGUCUCCUGGACGCCAUCGGGAUUGCACGUUUGCAUCGGCGAUGAGGCGGGCAAGCUGUAUGUUUACGACGUGGCCGAGAAUCUGGCGCAGCCAUCCCGGGACGAGUGGUCGCGGUUCAAUUCGCAUCUGAACGAGAUCAAGAUGAACCAGAGCGACGAGGUCUAGGACGUUAGUAGAGUUAGCCGGUAGUUGAUAGUCGAUAGUCGAUACCAAUCCUGCGAUUCUUCAAAAAGGGAUCCCAGACGGAGCGUCCUUGAAUGAAAUUUAAUUUGUAUUUUUGUAUCUUUUGUGAUCCCGCUGCUCCUUAGUUUGUGUAUAGCCCAGAGACCAAAACUCAUCCGCAGUCCAAAUGCUCAGAAUUUCGCUUGACCACAUUCUCUCUCUCUCUCUCGUGAAUUAUCUCCAACUGCAACAUUCUCUGUAUUAGAAAGUUUCUUCAAUGAAACUCGACAGAAUAUAGAUAUAUAUAUAUACAAUAUAUUCGAAGGGCAGUGGAAGAAGAACUAGAAGUUGGUCUCCCCGCAUGUUUAAUUGGUACAUAUAUUUAUUGCUUUGUUACUAGAUAUUGGUUUCAUUCCAUUGCAAUUUCCCCAGAUCCAUUUUCACUGUCAAUUGAUUGGUAUUGUAAAUGGAUUUGCAAGGGGAAAGUCUUCUAUUUUAUUUUCAAAUUUGUGAAACUAAAAAGAAUGAAAGAAAAAAGGUUUACUCGACUGUCUGGCAGGCUGAGAGCAACACAUAAAUAAAUUAAACGCUACAUAUUAUAUACAUACACCGUAUUAAGCAUAAACCUGAGAAGAAGAAAGACAGAGACUAAAAAAAGAAAGUCGGACGGACAGGAGAAAGGGGCUCAGGAAUGAGGAUGCGAGAAACUGAAACUGAAGAUGAAGCUAAAUCCACUCAACUGAAAGAGCCCAAAUGUAAAUGUAUUAAAGCGAAGCCUAUUUAACGAGAUUAAAUAAACAUAAUAUCUAUAUACAAA
Molecule: messenger RNA, 3075 nt
Organism: Drosophila ficusphila
Lineage: Eukaryota; Metazoa; Arthropoda; Insecta; Diptera; Drosophilidae
Product: cytoplasmic dynein 1 intermediate chain
Exons: 10
Coding region: 246-2261 (671 amino acids)
Biological process (GO): transport along microtubule
Cellular component (GO): cytoplasmic dynein complex
Molecular function (GO): dynein light chain binding; dynein heavy chain binding
Source: RefSeq, a predicted model, not a curated record